AUGUCAAACUCAACACCAACCACGGCGCCGGUGCCGCGCGUGGACUGGGCAGCCCUCAAAUCCUGGAUCGCCCAAAAGGAGGCCUUCGAGUCGCAACACGGCCAGCCGGCUCCCAUCUCAGACGAAGAAGCCAACGCCAUAGCAGUCAUCCUCCGGCCCCCGCCGCGCGCGGAGCCAACCCUCGGCGGCCAGAACUGGAUCGGCGCGCUCAACCACUGGCUUCAAUGCCGCUCCCAAAAGGCAACAUUCUCAGACGAAGCCCGCCAGGACCCUCGUCUCGGCAAGGCCCCCGAGCUCCGCUGGGCCUGCUUCGUCUCCUUCGACGCCACGAACGACAAGUUCCCCCGUCCAGGCCACGGCAUAGACCCGACCACGCCCAACGCCAAGAGCCCAGACUUCACGCGCAAGCAGGACGCGAAACAGUUCGCGGCAAAGUGCGCCUGCGAAUGGCUCAUCAGUAACGGCCAGAUGCUCCCCAGCGGCGAGCUGCCCAAGUUUCCUGCACCGUUCGGACCCGCCGCCGCCCCUCGGACGUCUCUCCCGCCAGCUCCCGCCGUCCUUCACGUCCCCGCGCCGGCCACCGCGUCCGUCCCGGCAAAGAGGGCCCCGUCGAGCUCACCCCCGAUUUCCAUCACGGACAUCCCGCGCGUGAAGCAGGAACCUCUCCCGUCGCGAUCCUCCCCAUCACCCAAACCAAACAAGUCGCCGGCUCCAAAACAAAAAGCGCCCCGUACCACAUCCCCUCCCAAGCCGUCCUCCCCCACAACCGCCGCCGCUGUGAAAUCCAACCCGAGCUCCGCUUCGUCCUCUGCGCCCGGCACGCCCGCCGGCGCGCCCAUCUCUGAGCUCCCACUGACGAAGCAGGUAGAGAAGCUCGCCUCGCGUCUCAACCUGCCGGUCCCCCGCUACAUUCUGACGGAAGACCCCGAGCUGAGCGAUUUCUGGAACGGCAGGGCCGAGUUUGACAACAACCCGCUCAUCCCCGAAGACCUGGGCUCCGUGAGCAAGAUCUACACCAAGAGAGCCGCGAGGGAGAAGAUGGCGCAGGGGAUUCUGGAGUGGAUGUUGGCCAAGCAAGACCAGAGGGAGCGUAAGAGGAAGACUAUGCUCGGGGAGUAG
This is a messenger RNA of Colletotrichum siamense, 1119 nucleotides long. RefSeq lists its product as uncharacterized. Lineage: Eukaryota; Fungi; Ascomycota; Sordariomycetes; Glomerellales; Glomerellaceae. The record is from RefSeq and is a predicted model, not a curated record. The coding region runs from base 1 to 1119 and encodes 372 amino acids. The transcript is spliced from 2 exons.